CGAUAAUGCAGUGCAACAAGAAAAUUGUCAACAGUACUCUUUGACAACAAAAGCGACGGAGUUUAUUUUCGUAAUUAAUUUUCAGAAAUCAUGUUUUUGUGAGAAAAUAUCUUGGAUUUCGAGUUCUGGUGUAAAGAAAAGUGAGCCCGAAAUUGAGAUUUUGAUUCGAACAUCUUGACUGACCGUUCCAUAUGGCGUUCACGCACGUAAAGAACUUGUACGAGGAAGAGUUAUACUCUGCUGUAAACCAAUUAGUCACAGUGAUACUAUCUGACCCGACACAAUGUUCUAGCCUUCCGGCCGACCAAUACUUUCUUACGCUGUGCUACAGUGGGAACAGUUUGUACGAAGAUCACCAGUUCGAACGAGCCUCGGAUGUACUGAAAAAUGCUCUUCUGGCUCGCAAAACGUUCAUGAAAUUGAAGGCCAAUCUGUCGUCGUAUGAUUCCAGUGUCAAUUUUUUCUCGGAAGCGGAGCUACGCUACAAAUUAGCUCUUUGCUACAAGGCCGCCAAACGUAUACCCGAAGCUAUUGAAGCGCUCCAAAUCAUCGCACUGAAGAAUCGUUCGGCCAAGGUGAAUCUGCUGCUGUUCAAAUUGAUGCAAACGAACGGUCAACAGCUCGACAAAGCGGGAAUCGUACCGUUGAAAGCGCUGCUGAAGGCAAGCCCAAUGAAUUUGGAAGCCAUUUCCGGUUUACUGCGACUGGGUGUCAAACCGAACGACAUCCAUCCGUGGAUCGGCGACAAUCUACCACCGACGCUCAAGGAAUGGAUCCACAAUUUCAUUGACGGUCAGAGUAAGAUGCACAGUUGCCAGUUCUUGGCGGCAAUUGAAUCGUUCAAAGCCAUUGAAUCGAACAAUGAAAUGGUGUUGGUGCUGAUAGGCCAGUGCUAUCAUUACGUGGGCAAUUCUGAAGCGGCUGCAACGUAUCUGUUCCGCGCCUAUCAAAUGAACAAUUACCUGAACGACGGCCUAAUAACAUUGGCGGCCGUUUAUGGAAAUUUGAACCGUUUGGACGAUUUGGAGAAAUUGACACCUUCAAAUUUGACCGGUCUGACGGAUUCCUCGCCCGAAUAUUGGUUUAUAUUGGCUCAGUAUUUGUAUUGCCAUGGCAAGUAUGAGGAGGCUUUGUAUUUCUCGCAAAAAUCGUACAAUUUGAAGCCGAACAAUCCGGACUCGGCGAUACUGAAGACGAAAAUUUUCUUCCAACUCAAAAAGUAUAAGGAGGCGCUCAGCUAUCUGCGUGUUUUGGAAGAGUUUGCAUCUUACCGGUUCGAAAUAUACGAACUGUACGUGGACGUUUACCUGGCCACCAAUCGGUUCCGUGAAGCACAAGAAAUAUCACGGCGAAUGUUUAGCAAACAAGGAUCUCAUCUGUAUGCCAGAUCGUAUGUGUUGGCAGCCAAGACGUAUUUUUCGCAAGCCGAUCCACUAAUCAAAAUCAAGUCGAAACCGUUGCUGGAAAAUGCACUUGACAAAGAUCCCUACUGUUUGCCGGCUGUUUUAAUGAUGGUCGACUUGUUGCUGGAACGCGGCGAGAAUUCGGCUGCCGUGAAACUGAUCAAAAAGCAAUGCACCACAAGACCCAAUUCGAAGCUGUACGCGAUACUGGGCGACAUAUUGAGCAAGGAGAAGAAUCACAUGAAAGCCGUGGAAAAUUAUACAAAUUCCAUCAAAAUAGAUCCGUUGAAUCGGCGUGCCAAUACCGGCCUAAUGGCAUUGGGAUCGUUGGGUCAGUCGUCGAACGAUGAAACGGAACAAAGUCGAACAUACGAAUUCGAAGAAAUGCUCGAGGUGCCAGGCAAUGCGGAGGCGGAAAGUGAAUCGGACGCACCGUGGUCAGAUUUUGAAAUUGAAACGAGAUGAGCGUGCGUGUCGUGGCCGCUGUGGCCGCUGUGGUUAAUGUUGUGUGCUUAAUUUUUAAAAAUAAUUUUAUUUCCUUGAUCAUGGUAUUGAAGCGCGGAUAUAAAUGCAAUGAUGUCUCUCUAAGUCA
This is a messenger RNA of Bradysia coprophila, 1995 nucleotides long. RefSeq names its product anaphase-promoting complex subunit 7 (gene APC7). Lineage: Eukaryota; Metazoa; Arthropoda; Insecta; Diptera; Sciaridae. Gene Ontology annotation, biological process: cell division; positive regulation of mitotic metaphase/anaphase transition; protein ubiquitination. The record is from RefSeq and is a predicted model, not a curated record. Gene Ontology annotation, cellular component: anaphase-promoting complex. Gene Ontology annotation, molecular function: protein binding.